AUGAAGUCACUGCUUGACGCCAAUCUGAAGACAAUGGAGCGCGUUGACGCCACUCGAGUGGCUACAGUUACGGACAUAAUGCGCGAAUUGGAGAAUCGCGCCAUUGGCGCUGGUACAGUAACGUUUGAUGGACUGGACGCUGCGCUAAAACGAUGCCUAGAUACUGCCGGUGUCACUGAACUCAUUAGCAAACUCAACGUUGCCCCAGGGGAUGCUUCUGUGGUGCCGGAAAUCCCUCCAGGCCAGCCUUCUACUCCUUGCUUCUUUUGGGAUGGCCGAUUCCGCCGCGUUCCGGCUGACUUCAAGCUCUGUGAGUGCUCCGUUGAAAAGCUGUGGGUGCUGUGGCAAUGUGGUAACACCAGCAAAAACAUACCACCUCCUCCGAGUGUUGGACGGCCGUGA
Molecule: messenger RNA, 402 nt
Organism: Phytophthora nicotianae INRA-310
Lineage: Eukaryota; Oomycota; Peronosporomycetes; Peronosporales; Peronosporaceae
Exons: 1
Coding region: 1-402 (133 amino acids)
Source: RefSeq, a predicted model, not a curated record